Molecule: messenger RNA, 222 nt
Organism: Perkinsus marinus ATCC 50983
Lineage: Eukaryota; Perkinsozoa; Perkinsida; Perkinsidae
Exons: 4
Molecular function (GO): ubiquitin binding; phosphatidylinositol binding
Source: RefSeq, a predicted model, not a curated record
AUGUUACUAGCAGCAGCUGUAGGUGGCGACUCUAUCAAUUGGGAAGCUAAUGUAGCAAUAUGCGAUAUGCUAUCGUCCUGUCCAGCACUGAUCCCUGAAGUCCUGCUGGAGAUUCGCAACAACUUCGAGAUGGGCGAUUCCCCCAAUAUUCAACUUUGUUUAACACUCCUAGAGAUGCUCGUCAAGAAUUGUGGAUAUAUUGUUUGCACCUAUAUGUCCGAU